AUGUUUUGCGCGUCUCUCCCAUCAGUAGCUCGGCUUGCUAGGCGACCGGCUGCUUUAACGUCUCGUGGGUUUGCAACGGUCUCUCCUGUGGGCUCUGUCAGUGGGCAACAUCGGGUGGUCGUCGUUGGUGGCGGCACCGCAGGCUUGGCCAUCAGCCAUCAGCUCCUUCAAUCUGGUAAAUUCGCUGAAAAUGACAUUGCCAUCAUUGACCCGGCAACAAAGCACCACUACCAGCCUGGAUGGACACUAGUGGGCGGCGGCCUAAAAACCAAAUACGAACUUGAGAGGCCAUUGAAGAGCCUUCUUGAUCCUAAGUUCAAAUUUUACAACAAAGGGGUGCGCGCCUUUUCUCCGAAGGGCAAUUCCAUCACGCUGGAUGAUGGUGGAAAAGUCAACUACGAGAAUCUUGUCGUCGUUCCUGGCAUGAACAUCAACUAUGGAGGGAUUGAAGGUUUGACUGAAGCUCUCGCCGAUCCUAAAUCUCUUGUCUCGACCAUAUAUGGCUACGACACUUGCGACAAAGUCUUCGGUACAAUCCAAAAACUGCAGAAGGGCACCGCCAUUUUCACGAUGCCUGCAGGGGCUAUCAAAUGCGCAGGUGCGCCGCAAAAAGCUAUGUGGCUUGCGUUGGACUACUGGAAGCGGGAAGGCCUAUACAACGUCGAAGAUCCUUCCAAAUCGGCGAUCAAGAUCAGCUAUGCUACGGGACUCCCAACAAUGUUUGGUGUGCCAAAAUACAGUGCCAAACUCGAGGAAUUGCGCCAACAGAGAGGGGUCGAAGGAUUGUUUCAACAUGAUCUUAAGGCCAUCCAGGGCAACACGGCGAUCUUUGCUGGCCCAGAAGGAAAGCAGGUCAAAAAACAGUUUGAUCUGCUGCAUGUCGUGCCAAAAAUGGGGCCCCAUUCGUUCGUGAAGGAAAGCCCUCUAGCGAACGACGCUGGAUUUGUGGACGUUGAUGAUGGCACCACUCGCCACAAACAUUAUCCCAACGUCUGGUCCGCCGGUGAUGCAUCCAGUCUACCCACGUCGAAGACAGCGGCUGCGGUUACUGCUGAAGCGCCAGUUCUCGUCCACAAUAUGUUGUUGUCAAUGGAAGGGAAACAGCCUCAGGCGAUCUACGACGGCUAUACGUCGUGCCCCUUGCUUACGGAGUUCGGCAAGGUUUUGCUUGCCGAGUUCAAGUAUGGUGGACAACCGAAGGAGACAUUUGGCAACUGGUUUGGCAUCGACCAAAUAGAGCCUCGGCGUGCGUUUUACCAUCUUAAAAAGGAUUUCUUCCCGUGGGUGUACUUUAACUCUUUUGUCAAAGGCACUUGGGGAGGACCUAAAGGAUGGAAUCCUAAGGCUUAG
Penicillium lagena is the source of this 1350-nucleotide messenger RNA. RefSeq names its product NAD(P)/FAD-dependent oxidoreductase. The record is from RefSeq and is a predicted model, not a curated record. NCBI's taxonomy places the organism in Eukaryota, Fungi, Ascomycota, Eurotiomycetes, Eurotiales, Aspergillaceae. The transcript has a single exon. Gene Ontology annotation, cellular component: mitochondrion. The coding region runs from base 1 to 1350 and encodes 449 amino acids. Gene Ontology annotation, molecular function: sulfide:quinone oxidoreductase activity; FAD binding.